Molecule: messenger RNA, 4698 nt
Organism: Ctenopharyngodon idella (grass carp)
Lineage: Eukaryota; Metazoa; Chordata; Actinopteri; Cypriniformes; Xenocyprididae
Gene: eng
Product: endoglin
Exons: 14
Coding region: 314-2221 (635 amino acids)
Source: RefSeq, a predicted model, not a curated record
CAUUAUUGAUUAGUGUAUGUAAAAUGCAUGUGAUCAUCACUCCAUAUGUAUGGUGAUUUGUGCACAGGAAUGAGGCUGUGUGUUGUUGUGGUGUGUGUGGCUGUGGGAGGGUCAGUGUGCUGACGUCAGUGCCGGGGGUUCAGCUGGACUGACUGACCGCUGGAUCUGCCGGAUCACUGGAGGAGCUGCUCACUGUGCGCGCGCCCGUGCGGAGUUUCCAGCGCAAGGAAGUUUUGAGUGUGGAAUAUUCUGGUCACUGCUCUGAAAUCUCAGCCGAAUCGAGUCCAUCAGAACAGACACUUUAACACUGAACAUGAAGAGCUUCACAUGUCUUAUAGCUGUUCUUCUGUGUCUGAGAACUGCAGCUUCAGACUCCAGUGCGAUCUGUGAGCUGGAGAAUGUUCAAGGAAACAGCAAUGAUUGGAUCGACCUGCAGAAAAUGCAUCAGGGAUGCUGGACGGACUUUACCACCCAGGACGGGGCAGAAGUCCACAUCCUCAGCCUGCUGUCCUCAAAAGUGAGUUGGCUUUGGGAUCACUGUGUGUUUCAUGGAUCCAGUACAAACCAGCUGCUAGACAGACUAGCUCAGACCAGCAUGAAGUGGUUCAGUGCUGCGCUGGUUCAGACUUUUAAAAAGAGUACUUUUUUUACAACAUAUUUGCAGUUGGUUAAAAAAUAUAUUUUUUUUUCUGCCAAAUGGGCUAAGAUAUUAAAUUCAGGAACCAUUCUUGUAUUUUCACAGGAACGACACGUGAUGUUCUCACUCAACGUAACUGCGGAGAACUGUAUUCUGAUCAUCACCUCCACCAGCACACAAAACUAUGUCCAGCUUCAGCACAACCCCACAGUGAAGAUCUUCGUGACGAAUGGGACUGAAAUAAAGUUUUACCCAAAGAUAGGAUCUUCAGAUACACUAGCUGCUCCGUCCGCAGACGGAGAUUCUGAGCUUCUGAAAUGGGCAGUAGAGAAGUUUGGAGGAGUCACAUCCUUCACCGUGGCACAAGAUCCCACAAGCAUCACUUUCACUGGGAUGACGGGCAAGCACGUCCAGCGACCCUCCACAUGUGACCUGCAGCCGGAAACACCUAAAGAUAAACACUUCAUCAAGCUGGAGCUGUUUGAGCCAUCGAAUGAGCUGAGAUCAUGUUACAUGAAGCAUCCCGGAGUACAACUGCACGUGAUUAAUAUUCCUGAUGACGACAGAGCAAGGAAGGUGUCUGUGCAUUUGUCAUCUGAGUCGAAUCUACUCCUCAGAGGUCCACCAAAAACUGAGUGGACAAUCCACACGAAUCACAGUAUCAAAUUUGUGUCUAACAAUCUUAUAACCUUCAAUGGCAGAAGUGUACAUCUAAAGAAGGAGAUCUCAGAUAAUGCUACAGACAUCAGACAGAAGGUGAUGUCACUUUUCAACAGCACCAUCAGCAGCUACUCUGAGAUCCGUCUGAACGCGCCACACAUCCAGCUGCGGAUCACAGACAACACCAGCUCCUCAGUACCAGCAGAAGUGAAGUGCACCACACCGGCACCCACUACUUCUUCGGGUCCUUUGGAGAUGAAGCUGUACUCGUCUCCAGACUACAAGUCACCUCUGGAUCCCAGCAGCAAAGUUCAGCUUGACAAAAGGGUCUAUGCGGAGAUCUCAUACACUGGAGACCUCAAGUUAAACAUUAUGGUCAGCAGCUGUUUGGUUCAUUCCAUGCCAGAGGUGAGGAACAUGCCGUUCAAAGAGGAGGCGUGUAACAAUAAAGAUUGUCCCAAGAGACUCAGCUUCUCCUUGGAAAUGCUUCAGGACUUGCCAUCCAGCUCAUGGGACCUUGAAUGUGCAGUUAAACUUUGUUCGAAGGGACAAAACAUGAAGUGUGCAAGUAAAACAAUGAAAGUCAAGAGGAACUUGCAGGUCAAGCCAUAUAUACCAACCCUUAUACCAAAUCCGUGUUUUGAGUUCAGACUCUCGGCUGUUCUGGGAAUCGCGUUCGGAGGAUUCCUGAUCGGGGUUCUCCUCACCGGCGCUUUAUGGUUCAUUAAGAUACGCACAGGGCAUCCUGUGGCUCUGGGAAUGAGAUCAACAGCGGCCGAGCUCUCAGUCCUCUCUCUAUCAGGAUGCCCAUGUGGUCUGACCAAACGCCAGCCCGUGCCCACCCACUCGUCUCCCUCAGAGGACAGCAGUGCCAACGCUAGCAUCGGCAGCACCCAGAGCACGCCCACCAGCAGCAUGGCAUAAUGCCGUCGCCAUCCGUCCCUCCACACCUAACACUCCCCCUCUUGCUCCACGCCUCCCAUCGUCCCGAGCGAGAGAAAACAAGAGGCAGUCCUGAAAUGUUCCCUGUACCUCACACUACUCGAUUUGCUCACCCGGCUACGGGAAGUCAGCAGGGACAAAGAAUAAAAAAAGAAAAAGCUUGGCUCCCAGAGACAGGAAAAACAAUGCAUAACCCCCAGGAACUAACAGGAAAUUCAUCGCAUUCUUGCGCCGGUGCCUCUCUGAUGGAGGCGAAAUAAGAUUUCACAGACAAACAGAGGUCUGACGCAUCAGUUCGCUUUCAGACACGGCUAAAUGUAGCUCAAAGAGACGACCAAACAAACGUCAGACCGCCUCGUAUCCAAACACUCAGCUGUGGAGUGAUAUGAUGAAACAUUAAAAAAAUCAAAACAGUGGACACCAAUAAUAAAAGGAAGCAUUUUUAUGUUACUGAAAAGGCUGUCUCGCAUGGGACAGACUGGCUACCUCGGAGUCUCUGUGGAUGUAGAUUUGUUAAAUAUUUACUUGUCCAAAACUAGAAACAGUGGCUGAAUCUCAUGAAAUCUGCCAAAACACGUCAUAUUUAACCCUCAAAUCAAUACAAAGACAAAAUAAAUUGCAUUGCAAUCUCAUUUUUUUGGAUUAUAGUAGUAUUUGUUUAAAUGCUUUUAAUUUGCUAAAUUGAAAAUUGUUAAUUUAAAUAAAAUAUUAUUAAUAAUAUUAUUAAUAAUAAAUUAUAAUAAUCCAUUUUCUUUAUGCAAAAUGUUUUUUUUUUUUUCUUCUUUUGAUUAUGGGGUGAAAUAUGACCCAACAUGUUUUCAUGAGAUUUGUAUGUUUUUUUUGUUUUUUUUCCCCUCUCAAAUCAAACACUUACCAAAGAUUAAAUGGUAUACUCUAAAAAAUGCUGGGUUAAAAACAACACAAGUUGUGUUGAAAAUGGACAAACCCAGCGGUUGGGCUAAAUGUUUGCCCAACCUGCUGGGCAGUUUUAUUUAACUCAACUAUUGUUUAAAAAUGACUAUAUGACUGGCUUAAAAUGAAACCAAAAUAGGUUGGAAAUUAAAAAUCAGACACAUAAUUACUAGAGGCAACAAUAAUAAUCAAAAGGUGAACAUUUAUUAAUGAGCAAUUUAAUAAAUGUUUAUUGUUUAAUUAUUAUUCAUUAAACAUAUUAAUAAAUGUUCAUUUAUUAAACAUAUUAAUAAAUGUUCAUUUAUAGCAAGAAAUAUAGUAAUUUUUAAACAAUAGUUGGGUUAAAUAAGACUUCCCGACACGUUGGGCAGACAUUUAACCCAACCAUUGGGUUAAAACAAUCUAAUCCCUGGGUUUGUCCAUAUUCAACCCAACUUGGGUUGUUUUUAACCCAGCAUUUUUUAGAGUGUAUGUUCAUUAAAUUUUGUAAUUUUGUCAUGGAAAUGUUGUAAUUAGCAAUAGUAAUUAAGCAACUUCAAAUAUGUUUGUUUUUGUGUGUGUGAGACUAUAAUAUGUUUAUGCUGUAGAUUCAGUAUAUAGUAAAUUCAUGACUUCAGCAGCUGGCCUGAGGUUUUUAUAUUUUGAAUAUUUGAAGAAAAAACAUGUCCAGUGAAAAUGAGCCCAACAAAACCAAAAACUCUUGUGAUGUAGCUUAUUUUACAACAGUAUACUGUAUACUACACAUUUCAUGUGAAUUUAUUCAUGUAUUUGUAGAUUAAUUUUAUUUGUCUGUGUAUGUGGGAAGAGCACAAGAGACAUAAAGUUGGUCAAAAAUUAAAGGGUGGUUCACCAAAAUCAUCAUCAAUUAUCAACCCUCAUGUUAUUCCAAGCCUGUAUGACUUUCUUUGAAAGGAGACGUUUAGCACAAUGUUCAUGCUGCUCUUUUGCAGACAGUGACCAGAUGCUGUCAAGCUUCAAAGAGCAUAAAAGUAUUCAUGCACCACAUCCCAUGUCUUCUGAAAUCACGUGGUAGUUUUGUAUUGAGGAACAGAGCCAAAUUUGAAUCGUUUUCAGUGCGUUGCUGAAGUAUAUAUGAAGCGUACAGCUGUGAACUGUUCCUUUAACAUCAGGUGGAUGUGAAAAGCAGGAAAAUGCCACUUGAGCAUUUGUGCAAUAUCUGUGGUAUUAUUUUAUGUCCGUAUAAUUGUUUGUGUCUGUAUGUAAACUUUUAUACUGCAUUUUUAUAUUAACUUUUAUAAAUAAUAUUUGUACUGCAUGUUCUGUCCAUUUCCAUUUAAAGCACUUACAGAAUGGUCAUUAUCUGAAGUCAUAUUUGUUCAGUUCCACCCCAUUUUGAAGAAUUAUUUUAAUCCAAUUUGACAUACUUUAAAUUAAAUCAUGAAAAUAAUGUUCUAGCAUGUCUGCUUGAUCAAUUACCAAAGAAGCAUGUCAAAUUAUUCAGGAAAAUAAGAUUUUGGAUAAAAUAUUGUGUUGCAAAAAUGUGUCAACCCUCCUGAAAGUUAUUAAAUAAAACUAAAUAAAAGAAA